This is a messenger RNA of Leptosomus discolor (cuckoo roller), 906 nucleotides long. It is a transcript of the gene GPX7, whose product is annotated as glutathione peroxidase 7. Gene Ontology annotation, molecular function: glutathione peroxidase activity. NCBI's taxonomy places the organism in Eukaryota, Metazoa, Chordata, Aves, Leptosomiformes, Leptosomidae. Gene Ontology annotation, biological process: response to oxidative stress. The record is from RefSeq and is a predicted model, not a curated record.
CAUGCUAGAUCCUGAGGGCAGUGUGGAGCACAAGCCUUCCUCUUCCUUCCCCAAAGUUUUCCUCAUCCCUCUAGCCAUGCUCCUUGCAAUUGCAGCGCUCCUGCUUUUAGCAUUUUCCGCUACGCAGCAGAAAGAGCCUGAUUUUUACACUUUCAAAGUUGUAAACAUCAGGGGCAAACUAGUCUCUCUGGAGAAAUACAGAGGCUCGGUGUCGCUAGUUGUCAACGUUGCGAGUGAGUGUGGGUAUACAGAUAGCCACUACAAGGCCUUGCAACAGCUACAGAGAGACCUCGGCCCAUAUCAUUUCAAUGUGCUGGCAUUCCCAUGCAAUCAGUUUGGGCAGCAAGAACCAGACACUAACAAAGAAAUUGAGAGUUUUGCGCGAAAGACUUAUGGUGCCUCCUUUCCUAUGUUCAGCAAAAUUGCAGUCAGCGGAGCUGCUGCAAUUCCUGCCUUCAAGUACUUAAUUGAUUCUACAGGAGAAGAACCAACCUGGAACUUCUGGAAAUACCUGGUGGACCCCAAUGGGAAAGUAGUAAAGGCCUGGGACUCUACUGUCUCUGUUGAAGAAAUAAGACCUUAUGUAACAGAACUUGUAAGGAAAAUCAUCCUGAAGAAGAAAGAUGAAUUAUGACUUUCAAAAAUCCCAGCAUGCCAAUUCUUGAGAAUUAGAGCUGGAGUUUGUGUUUUCACAUUCCAAAAGAGAAUAUAUGGGGAAGGAAAAUAGUGACCAAUGGAAUCUAUAUUCAUCAUCCUAAGAAUGUAGAAAACAGCAAGUUAUCAUGGUCAAAGUAAUUUAAAUUUCCCCCCCCCAAGUGAAUUAAAUUUGACCUUUCUAGGAAAGAAGAACUCAUCAGGAAUUGUUUCUUUCCCAAUUCAAAUUAUUAAUUGUUGGUAACACUAUAG